Messenger RNA from Tachyglossus aculeatus (Australian echidna), 2641 nucleotides. It is a transcript of the gene ZDHHC9, whose product is annotated as zinc finger DHHC-type palmitoyltransferase 9. The record is from RefSeq and is a predicted model, not a curated record. The coding region runs from base 1 to 1119 and encodes 372 amino acids. Gene Ontology annotation, molecular function: protein-cysteine S-palmitoyltransferase activity. Gene Ontology annotation, biological process: protein targeting to membrane; peptidyl-L-cysteine S-palmitoylation. The transcript has 9 exons. Gene Ontology annotation, cellular component: endoplasmic reticulum; Golgi apparatus. NCBI's taxonomy places the organism in Eukaryota, Metazoa, Chordata, Mammalia, Monotremata, Tachyglossidae.
AUGUCUGUGAUGGUGGUAAGGAAGAAGGUGACGCGGAAAUGGGAGAAGCUACCGGGCAGGAACACCUUCUGCUGCGAUGGGCGAGUCAUGAUGGCCCGGCAGAAGGGCAUCUUCUAUCUCACGCUCUUCCUCAUCCUGGGGACGUGUGCUCUCUUCUUUGCCUUUGAGUGUCGCUACCUGGCCGUUCAGCUGUCGCCCGCCAUCCCUGUCUUCGCCGCUGUCCUCUUCCUGUUCUCCAUGGCCACUUUAUUGCGGACGAGCUUCAGCGACCCCGGGGUCAUCCCCCGGGCCCUGCCCGACGAAGCCGCUUUCAUCGAAAUGGAGAUAGAGGCAACGAACGGAACGGUACCCCAGGGCCAGCGCCCACCCCCACGCAUUAAAAACUUCCAGAUCAACAACCAGAUAGUGAAGCUCAAGUACUGUUACACCUGCAAGAUCUUCCGGCCCCCUCGGGCCUCCCACUGUAGCAUCUGUGACAACUGUGUGGAGCGCUUCGACCAUCACUGUCCCUGGGUUGGGAACUGUGUAGGAAAGAGGAAUUACCGUUACUUCUACCUCUUCAUCCUUUCUCUCUCGCUCCUCACUAUCUACGUCUUCGCCUUCAACAUCGUCUACGUGGCCCUCAAAUCCUUGAAGAUUGGCUUCCUGGCAACAUUGAAAGAAACACCAGGAACUGUUCUGGAAGUGCUCAUCUGUUUCUUCACCCUCUGGUCUGUCGUGGGGUUAACUGGAUUCCAUACAUUCCUGGUGGCCCUCAACCAGACCACAAAUGAAGAUAUUAAAGGCUCCUGGGCCGGGAAGAACCGGGUGCAGAACCCGUACAGUCAUGGCAAUAUCGUGAAGAACUGCUGUGAGGUGCUGUGCGGCCCUUUACCCCCCAGCGUGCUGGACAGAAGGGGCAUUUUGCCGCUGGAGGAAAGUGGAACCCGACCCCCCAGUAUUCAAGAAAGCAGCAGCAGUCCCCUGCCACAGACUGCAGUCCCUACAGAACCCACAAGCUCCAGUGAGCCGCCAGAGAAAGCCAGUUUUGCUCCAAAAGAGAUGCUACCCAAUGGGCUGGGGAAACCACUGUUCAGCCCAGGAACUCUUCCGGAGACCGAAGAAGAAGCUGAGAAGUAACAUCUGUUCCCAGAAGAGAACUUUUUUUGUUUAAUGGAAGUGAGGUAGGGGAGAAGACAACAGAGUUGGAGGGUGAGCAAGCAAUCCCCUUGGCCAUUUUGCUUUCGUCUUUUUUCACCUGAUUCUGGACUGGAAUAUACUUGGUGCAAGCUGUUUUCCCUGGACUCAAAGCACGAACGGAAGACGUGGCUCAUGUAGAGUAACCGGACGGGACCUCGGGACCCGGGAGUGGUCCGGCCAGCUCCCCUACUCAUCUGGUGGCCUCCACGGGUGGUCCCUCUGGCCCCAGGAAACACCGGCUCUCCUGGGUUGGUCUUGCCUCUGGCACUGUUGGGGCUUGUGGCAGCGGGCCUGCCUGGCUUGGCCAGCUGUGGGGGUUUGGGGAGGGGAGGGAGCUGCAUGGCUGAACCCUGAUGUGAAUCCUGGCUGGCUAGGUGUGACGUAGGGUGGAUUUGGGAACAUCCCCGGGAAUUUGAGAGAGCAGAGAGAGGGGCGAGGUCAGGUUUGGAAGAGCCUCCGUGCCACUUGAGUGCCAAUGAUACCAGGUAGCAAAUACCAUUUUUUGGAGGGUGGGAUCUGUCCCCCGGAUACUUGUAUUUAUUAAUGUAGCUCCCUUCUCGGCCCUCCCCCCUGCAACACUCUUCACACCCUCAUCCACCCCAAUCCCACUCUUUUUCGAUUAGCUAGAAGUAAACAAAUGACUUUAUUGCGUAGUAGUUUAGUGAGAUAACAAUCCCCCCACUUUCCCAGCCCACCUCUAUCUUUUGAUGUCUGUAUCCGUCUCAGUAAGCAAUUGUGAGAUGCCAAUGGCAAGCAGCACCACCUUCCCUUUCUAUCUCUCUUUCUCUCUCUCUCUCUGUCUCGUCUCACUUUCCUUUUCUCUGCCGUCCUUUCCCCUCCCCGGUCUUCCUCUUCGCUCUAGUCAGGAGGAGUGACAGCCCCCACAAUAAUACAACUCAGUUUGCACUUUGCGAGCACCUCUCCAAGUGCUUUUGUAAACACUAGAUCCUCACCUGAUCCGAGUGAGGAAGGAAUCGUCCCUUAUUCCCAGACAAAGAAAUCAUGGCACAGAAGAGACUGAAUCAUUUUCCCCAGUCCCGGAAGACAGGCCAGGGGCAGAGCUGGGAUGGAAACCCAGGAGCAGCUAUUUCGGGCCGCACUUCCCUGCGGAGACGGGUACCACAGUGGGUCCCGCUAAUGGAUUUCCACCCUUGGCUGACUCAGUGGCGGGGGGGGAAUGCUGGGACAACCGGACCUUGGGCGCGGGAGGUAGUGAGGGGCAUUUAUUGUUUCGUGGCACUGCCUCUCCCGGGAGCUAGCUGUGCUUGGGACCUGCACUCUGUGUUUCAGGGAAGAGGACAUGUGCAUUAAAUGUGACUCUGUUAAGAGAUAAUGUGUGUUCUCCCGUCCUGUUACGAGCCACAGUCCUUCUGGAUGGUUUCAGGGUCGAGAGCGGGAAGGGGGUAACUGGAGUUUUUUUUUUUAAUCUGUCUGAAGGUGAUUAAACUGUGUCUGAUUUAAA